Molecule: messenger RNA, 933 nt
Organism: Ostreococcus lucimarinus CCE9901
Lineage: Eukaryota; Viridiplantae; Chlorophyta; Mamiellophyceae; Mamiellales; Bathycoccaceae
Exons: 1
Biological process (GO): intracellular signal transduction; protein phosphorylation
Cellular component (GO): cytoplasm
Molecular function (GO): protein serine/threonine kinase activity; ATP binding
Source: RefSeq, a predicted model, not a curated record
AUGACGACAAAGGAGGUGAAAUUCGGUGCUCAGAGUUUUGAUUCGCUGAAUCAGUACAUAUUGAUCAAGGAUCUCGGACGAGGAUCGCAUUCAAAGGUGAAGUUGGCGAUGAAUCAACAGGAUAAUCAGCUCUACGCGGUGAAGUGGACGGACUCUCGAGUGAACUCCUGGAAAGCCGUUCGCAAGGAGAUUGCCGUGCUGAAGAAGUUGCAUCAUCCAAACAUUCGUACUUUACACGAGGUCAUCGAUGACGAGUUCAAAAAGGAACUCAUCUUAGUCUUGGAGUAUUGCCAAACGGGACCCAUUUUCACGCGUUUCAGCACGGUGGCGGUGGACGAAAAGGUUUUACUAGGAUACGCUCGCGACAUCGUGCUCGGAUUGGAUUACUUGCAUUCGCUGCACAUCGCGCACAUGGAUCUUAAACCAGAAAAUAUGCUUCUGUGCACCGAUGGCGAAGUCAAGCUCGCAGACUUUGGCGUGAGUUUCAUACACGACUUGGUUUCGUCCGACGGCGUUGAGAAACGACUUGUGGGUACGCCGGCGUUUUUAGCGCCCGAAGUUCUUUCGGAAGACGGUUACGACCCAUUCAAGGCAGAUAUAUGGUCCCUGGGGGUGUGUUUCUACAAUAUGGCUAUGGGCAAACUGCCGUUCCCAGGCAAGACGGUGUACCAAAUCGUCGCAAAAGCGCGCGCAAACGAAUUAGUAUUCGACGAAGACGCGCCGCUCUCAGAAAAUUUCAAGGAUCUUUUGCGCAACAUGAUGUGCGUUGACCCCGCGAAACGGCUGGAUAUUGCUGGCGUGAUGCAGCAUCUUUGGAUCACGCGCGAUGGGGAAGAGCCUCUCGCGCGACCUCUCACCGAGCUGCCGCACGCCAUCGUGGAGCUCACCGAGGAAGAAAUCGCGAGCGCCAUCAGAACCGAUCCGCUUGCCGCU